AUGGAAUCUGGAAAUAAUACUCCAACUUCAGAAUUUUUCCUUCUGGGAUUUUCAGAGGAACCUGAAUUGCAGCCCUUCCUCUUUGUUCUGUUCCUGUCCAUGUAUAUGGUCACCUUCAUUGGUAACCUGCUCAUCAUCCUGGCCAGUGUCUAUGACUCCCACCUCCACACACCCAUGUACUUCUUCCUCUCCAAUCUGUCCUUUUCUGACAUCUGUUUUAUCUCCACCACUGUCCCAAAGAUGCUGGUGAAUAUUCAGACACAGAGCAAAGCCAUUUCCUAUGGAAGCUGCCUCACCCAGAUAUCCUUAUUUGUACUCUUUGCUGGUUUGGAGGACUUCCUCUUGGCUGUAAUGGCCUAUGACCGCUACAUGGCCAUUUGUCACCCCCUGCACUACACAGUCACCAUGAACCCCCGGGUCUGUGUACUGCUGGUUCUGGUGUCCUGGUUCAUGACUACCUUGAAUUCCUUGGUACAAAACUCAAUGAUAUGGCAACUCUCCUUCUGUACACCUUUGGAAAUCCCCCACUUUUUCUGUGAACUUAAUCAGAUGGUCCAACUUGCCUGUUCAGAUACCUUCAUCAAUCACAUAGUGAUGUACUUUUCAGCUGGGCUGCUGGGUAUAGGUCCUCUUGUUGGGGUCCUCUUCUCUUACUAUAAGAUUGUGUCCUCAAUACAUGCAAUUUCAUCAGCUCAGGGAAAGUAUAAAGCGUUUUCCACUUGUGUUUCUCAUCUCUCAGUGGUCUCCUUAUUUUAUUGUACAAGCCUAGGGGUGUACUUUAGUUCCAUUGAUGCACACAACACACACUCAAGUGCACCAGCCUCAUUCAUGUACACUGUGGUCACACCCAUGCUGAAUCCAUUUAUCUACAGUCUGAGGAAUAAAGACAUAAAAAGGGCUCUAAGAAAAUUGUUUGGAAGGAAUUCUUAA
Messenger RNA from Choloepus didactylus (southern two-toed sloth), 930 nucleotides. Its product is annotated as olfactory receptor 7A17-like. Gene Ontology annotation, cellular component: membrane. Gene Ontology annotation, biological process: G protein-coupled receptor signaling pathway. The record is from RefSeq and is a predicted model, not a curated record. The coding region runs from base 1 to 930 and encodes 309 amino acids. The transcript has a single exon. NCBI's taxonomy places the organism in Eukaryota, Metazoa, Chordata, Mammalia, Pilosa, Megalonychidae. Gene Ontology annotation, molecular function: olfactory receptor activity; G protein-coupled receptor activity.